AUGAAUAAAUGUGAAGGAAAUUUGGAUAAAAUUGAGAAUAUGAUCAAUUAAGCAAAAUAAUAACUAGAAUUUAAAGAAUUGUGUAGAUAAAUUGAACAAAAGUUAUUGACCUUAAGAAAUUAAUCUCCUCAUUUUAAGGAGGUGUGA
Molecule: messenger RNA, 147 nt
Organism: Paramecium pentaurelia
Lineage: Eukaryota; Ciliophora; Oligohymenophorea; Peniculida; Parameciidae
Source: the annotation of a GenBank genome assembly